CUUUGCUCCCCAAACUGACCAUGGGGGUCGGUACCAAAGGCAAGACAUCCAUCGCUUACACCUUCGCCUUCGGAAAUUCACUUUUUUUCCAAUGAAGAUUAUUCGGAAAACCCUGCAGCUCACGAUCUGGCUAUCCGCGUGUCUCGUCACCUCCUAUUCCUACAGCAAUAGCAACGUGCCGGUAGGCAAAUCCAGUGCCAGGAACACUGAGACUUCCCCCGUCCCUAUAUCUUCGCAUACCUUUUUGUUCCGAUCCCACCCCAUUGCAUAUGAGACCGCUGUGGUCAGAUUUCCCACCAAGAUAGCCGUGCCGCCGCAAUCACCAACCACACCGUAUCGAGACGUCUCGCCGGUGCUGCUCCUGAACGGCUUUGGGGUCGGGUCCUUCCACCAACACCGACUCAUCCAAGCCCUGCAACAACAGUCCGACCAAUCUACAGUAACUGACAAAAACAGCAAUAGAGAUGAACCCGCCAGUCUUGCUACUAUUAUUUACACGCUUGAUUAUCUCGGACAAGGUCGCUCCUGGCCCGUGGAUUCCAACGAUGGACAAAGUGAAGCGGAAUUGGGAUUGCGCUACUGUGGACAAACAUGGGUGGACCAGAUUGUAGCAUUUUUGGAGACAAUCGUUUUGCCUGCUCGUGAAUCCUGUUUCUCGUCCACGAGACACUAUACUGCUCCUCCGGAACGAGUCCAUUUGGUAGGCAAUUCUGUCGGCGGACACUUGGCCGUAUUUGUGGCUGCCUUGCGACCCGACUUGGUAGCCUCCGUCACCCUGCUCAACGCCACUCCUGUUUGGGGACUCAAUUUGCCCGGCUGGACCGGUCAUUUGCCGGCUCCUUUUCUGCCCAAGACCAUUGGUCGAUUUCUGUUCGAUCAGAUUCGCAAUCUCAACACAAUCGAACAAUAUUUGGCGGCGGCGUACGUCCAUCGGGAGGCGUUUGACGCCACGCUCAUGCAACAAAUCCGAGCCUGCACUGAAAGUCAAGGGGGACACGCGGCCUUUGCCUCGAUUCUUUGGUCUCCUCCCGUGACCUUACCGACGAAACCAAAUGAUGCUCCAAGCAAUACCAAAAACGACUACAAAAAGAUCAACGCUUUCGACGAAGCCCUUUCCCGGCUCGAGUGUGACGUUUUGCUAUGCUUUGGAGCCGACGAUCCUUGGUGCAAACCGGCCUUUGCAGCGCGUAUGCUCCGAGCUCUGGGACAGCGUCCAACGGGUAAGGUCCAGCGAUACGUGGAACUCUCCAGCGUUGGUCACUGUCCCAAUCACGAGGCGCCAAACGCCGUAGCAUACGUUUUGCUACCCUGGUUGCUUUCGUCAAAUGCACAACGCCAACAAAUUGCAUUGGUGCCAGCGCCACUCUCAGAAGACAAACGAACGUCAGUACGAGAAACCUGGGGGGUCACGGAAUUGACCGAACGCCAAGCCGACGACAUUUCUUUAUCAUUAGUGGAUCGACUAGCCGUACUAUUUGUAUAG
This is a messenger RNA of Phaeodactylum tricornutum CCAP 1055/1, 1483 nucleotides long. RefSeq lists its product with no specific name. Gene Ontology annotation, molecular function: pheophytinase activity. The coding region runs from base 92 to 1483 and encodes 463 amino acids. NCBI's taxonomy places the organism in Eukaryota, Bacillariophyta, Bacillariophyceae, Surirellales, Neidiaceae. The record is from RefSeq and is a predicted model, not a curated record. Gene Ontology annotation, biological process: chlorophyll catabolic process. The transcript has a single exon.